AUGAAAUUAUUGGGGGCACCCUACCUUCUAUACACCCCACCACCAGCUCAGCAGUCCCAUUGCAACCAUAACGACAACUGACACCUGUGGUGUGGAACUAUAAUUAACAUAACUGCUCACUAGUCAUUUGGCAUGUGAUAAUUUAUUUUGAUAUGUCGAUAAAGCUUUGAUUCUAGGGAGAAAAAUAACGCAACAAGCACGGGGGAAAAAAACAGCGUAGACUCUAUUACAUGUUCCAGCCGAUGAGACGGAUCGCCAGCACAGACAGCGAGAGGGGGUCUGUUCAUUGACUGUCCCGGACAGAUUGUGCGCGAUGUGCUCAGUUGUUUUUUUUGUUUUUUUUUCAUCCUGCUGGCAUUUGGGUGCUGUGACAUGGGCUGAACAGUACGCUGUUCGAUCUCCUACAGGAAUGGACCUGCAUGCCAAAGUCUGGGGAAUAUUUCAACGCAAGGUUUGAUCUCUGGUUUUCGUACCACUCUUUUUUUUUCUUCAAUUUCUUUUCUUUUCUUCAUUUAUUGUCGUUUUUUAGUAAAACUACAACCGGUGAUGGCUUGGCCGUGCAUCAGUAGAGUCUGCUGUUUGGCUCGGUUCUGGAACCAAUUUGACAAAUCCGAUCUCUCGGUUCCGCUCACCAUCCAAAACUAUUCCGACAUCGCGGAGCAGGAGGUGCGAUCCGUCACCAAACAAGUGCCCACGGACCGAAUCCACAGGAGCAGCAGCUCCCUCACCCCGGACCACCGUGGUGGACCCCCCCUGGCACUCAUCGAUGACAUCGGGACCACUCGGGAGUCGUUCAGGGGUCGCCGUGAGCUCGGUUACAAGCCCCGGGAGGACUACCAUCCACCCGUCGUGCCUUUUCCCACUGUUACGCAAUACACGCAGGAUUUCAAACCCUGGCCCAUUCCCAGAAAGGACAAUUUCCCUUGGAUCAGUAACGGAGGCAACAGGUCAGCCACUGUGGCGGACAGUCCAGUAAACAGUCACCCCAGUCACAAUGCCGCCGGCAGUCAGCCUGCACAGGGGCGUAGGGACGAGGGGGGAAGGGGCCAAAAGUUGGCGGAACCGCAAAACGCAGCAAGUGCCAGUACCAGUUCAUACAGACAAGAGUACAGAGAGUGGUCAGGGGCCAAACCAGCCAAGAGCACCAGGAGGAGCCAGUCCUCUCCCUACGUGGGCUCCCAGGGCCAGGCGGGCCAGCUGACUCCUGAGACCAGCUACCAGGCUGCCUUCAGCGGGGAGAGCCACCGGCCCACCCCCUCCGUCCCCACCACCACCACCACCACCACCAGCGUCCCCGCUGCACCGCCUGGCUCUGUGAUGCAGCCCUGCACACCGACCCUGACCCCUCUCCUCCAGAGCGGGCGUACUGGAUCAGCAGCCCCCCCCGGCCUCAGGCAGAACCAACUCUCCGAGAGGAACGACCUCAGCACAGAGGACAACCUCGUGAGGACUAAGCUGUCUCCAAACCCCUCCGCUCUUUCUCAUAGUGGCUCCCGAGUCUUCAACAUCUGACCGACAUAAAAACACCACAGAAAACAACGAGCACCAGCCAAUCUGCUCCGGCCGGCUGAGAUCCCCCGCACCAACAAGGAAGAAUUGUCCUCCGUUCAUUCCACACACCAUUAUUAAUCUAUGCAAGGGGGACUGUAGGCUGGGACUGUAUAGUGUGAGCCAGUGGGGGGUGGGGGGGGGGAUUGUCUGUUGAGGUCUGUCGCCUCUUCAGGAUUCAGCACAGAAUGAAUGAAAAGCAAAUCCUUUCCUGAUAUGUUCUGCUACUACCGUCUGUGGUAUUUAAAUAUGCAUGUUAGGGAAUAGUUUGAGAAAAGAAAAACAAACAUUCAUAAACAUUUUCUUUGUCGCAUCAGCUUGGUUGGCGCACGACUCCAUGGCUGCUCCGCGUGUUGGUGUGUAGUUCUUGUAUGUGUAUGUGUGUGUGUGCCCCUGAUUGAUUAAAUGUCAGUUUCUUGUG
This is a messenger RNA of Gadus morhua (Atlantic cod), 1969 nucleotides long. It is a transcript of the gene map6d1, whose product is annotated as MAP6 domain containing 1. Gene Ontology annotation, cellular component: cis-Golgi network; microtubule; Golgi-associated vesicle. Gene Ontology annotation, molecular function: calmodulin binding; microtubule binding. The transcript is spliced from 3 exons. Gene Ontology annotation, biological process: cytoskeleton-dependent intracellular transport; microtubule cytoskeleton organization; regulation of microtubule cytoskeleton organization. Lineage: Eukaryota; Metazoa; Chordata; Actinopteri; Gadiformes; Gadidae. Bases 547 to 1512 code for a protein of 321 amino acids. The record is from RefSeq and is a predicted model, not a curated record.